AAAUCUGUUAUCUACUAUUGUCAUAAUGGUUUUGGUUUAUUUUCUAGAAUUUUAGGAUUUCGUCGAGCGCCGCCUGUAGUUGGAAGAAUUCUGAAUAUUACUUCAGAAAUUUAUGAGUUAGCGGAAACAGACCUUCUUAAAACGUUUUUUAUUUCACCAGCUAACAACGUAUGUUUUCACGGUAAGUGUGAAUACUACUGUGACACGGGCCACGCCAUCUGUGGACACCCAGACACACUCGAGGGUAGCUUUGCUGUACAUCUUCCGCCAAAAAGACUCGCUCCCAGGAAGGCUUGGCGCCACCCGUGGAGAAGGUCGUACCACAAGCGACGAAAGGCAGAGUGGGAACAAAGUGACGACUAUUGUAAUGUCGUCAGGAAAAAAGCAGUGUACAAUGACGGUAGACGACUAGCGGAUAUUAUGGACAUGGCUGUUCUAGAUUUCCUAAUAGGAAACAUGGACAGGCAUCAUUAUGAAACUUUUAAAAUAUUUGGAAAUGACAGUUUUCCUUUACACCUGGAUCAUGGAAGAGGGUAAAUAAAUAUUUUACGGUAACUUAUUGGACUUGAAUGUGUUAUAAUCACAGAGAUCUCUGUCACCUACUUCAUAAUAGACAGAACAUGUUCGUCCCUGUUUCAUUAGUCAUCUCGUGACUGUAUGUUGGUCCUUGUUUCAUAAGUCAUCUCGUGACUGUAUGUUGGUCCUUGUUUCAUAAUAGCCAUCUCGUGACUGUAUGUUUGUCCCUGUUUCAUAAGUCAUCUCGUGACUGUAUGUUGGUCCUUGUUUCAUAAUAGCCAUCUCCUGACUGUAUGUUUGUCUCUGUUUCAUAAGUCAUCUCGUGACUGUAUGUUGGUCCCUGUUUCAUAAGUCAUCUCCUGACUGUAUGUUUGUCCCUGUUUCAUAAGAGUCAUCUCCUGACUGUGUGUUUGUCCCUGUUUCAUAAGAGUCAUCUCCUGACUGUAUGUUUGUCCCUGUUUCAUAAGAGUC
This is a messenger RNA of Limulus polyphemus (Atlantic horseshoe crab), 987 nucleotides long. Its product is annotated as extracellular serine/threonine protein CG31145-like. Gene Ontology annotation, biological process: protein phosphorylation. Gene Ontology annotation, molecular function: protein serine/threonine kinase activity. The record is from RefSeq and is a predicted model, not a curated record. The transcript has 3 exons. Gene Ontology annotation, cellular component: Golgi apparatus. Lineage: Eukaryota; Metazoa; Arthropoda; Merostomata; Xiphosura; Limulidae. The annotation marks the transcript as partial.